AUGGUGAUCCCAUCUGCUCAGGAACCCUCCUCAACCUCCACGAUGUCCAACGGCUAUCCUGUUUCGCCUGUCGCAUACGAAUCCCACGUCCAUGGCGACGAUGAAUCCCAACACGAACGCAGCCCGUCCGAACCCAUUGAGUCCCAUCCUGUCUCCGAAUCCUCCCCCGAGCCCGAUGCCGCGGACGACUCUUAUGACGGCGCAUCUGCCGAAUCAGAUGCAGAAGAUGAAGAUGCGGCGGCAGACAACAGCGAUGAUGAUGCCAACCCCUACAGCCGUGAAAACUCUUCAUCCCCUCACCCCGGCCGCGGUGCCCAGCGGAGAUCGUCCCCCCAAAGCGAGACCGAUCUAAUAAGGCAAAAUCCCGAUUUGUAUGGACUUCGCCGCAGUGGUCGUGCUCGUACUACACGCAAUAUCGCCGACUCAUCCGAUUCUGAUUCCGAUGUCGUUGCGCCUCGUGCAAAGCGUCGGCGCAAGGAAACAUCUCAACAACCCUCCAAGGCCUCCCGAUCGGCCACCGUGUCGUCGAUGUCUGAUUCGGACAGCGAGGAAUAUGGCGGGAAGAGUGCUCGUGCUAGCAAGGCUCGGAGGCGUCGUCUCCAGCAGACCGCCAGUUAUGAACCCUCGCUGAAUGAAGUCCGCUUCUCAACGCGGACUGCUAACAAAGUGUCAAAUUAUAAUGAAGAUGACGAGGAAGACGAGGCAAUGUUUGAAGCCGACCCUGAAGAUCUUGCACCCAGCUACUGGGCAGAAAGUUACGCUGAAGAUACCCGCCCUGCCGUCGACGUCGUUCUCAACCAUCGGCUCAAGGAAGGCGUCGACCCCAAGUCUCAAGACCUCGAUCGCAGCGACUUUGAGUUCUGUAUCAAGUGGCAAGAUAAAUCACACUAUCACGCUACGUGGGAACCUAAUGAGGCCAUGUCGAACUACCGUAGCACUCGACGUGUAGACAAUUACGUCCGGAAGGUGCUCAAUGAAGACAUUCGGCUGCAGUAUGAUGAAGACGCACCACCCGAAGACAGAGAAAAGUGGAAUCUCGAUCGCGAACGAGACGUUGAAGCCAUCGAAGACUAUAAAAUGGUCGAGAGAGUCAUUGGCGUGCGCGAUGGCGACGAUGGCACCACGGAAUACCUUGUGAAAUGGAAACGUCUCUUCUAUGAUUCAUGCACCUGGGAACCCGAGGAUCUUGUUAGUGAGAUUGCCCAACGUGAGGUCGACCGAUUCUUGGACCGCACUGCCCGCCAACCUUUCUCCGACAAAAACGAAACCACUAUCGCUACAAGGAAACCCUUCGAGCCCAUCCAUGGUGGAAGCCCGAGCUUCCUCCAAAACGGAGAGCUCAAGGACUUCCAGAUCAAGGGUCUCAACUUCCUGGCUUUCAACUGGGUCAGAGGUCGCAAUGUCGUCUUGGCCGAUGAGAUGGGUCUUGGUAAAACAGUGCAGACCGUGUCGUUCAUUAAUUGGAUGCGCCAUGUUCGACGUCAGCAAGGACCAUUUAUCGUUAUUGUACCUUUAUCCACUAUGCCGGCCUGGGCUGACACUUUCGAUCACUGGACCCCUGAUCUCAACUAUGUGGUAUACAACGCGUCCUAA
Molecule: messenger RNA, 1593 nt
Organism: Penicillium olsonii
Lineage: Eukaryota; Fungi; Ascomycota; Eurotiomycetes; Eurotiales; Aspergillaceae
Source: the annotation of a GenBank genome assembly